Sphaeroforma arctica JP610 is the source of this 798-nucleotide messenger RNA. RefSeq lists its product as hypothetical. NCBI's taxonomy places the organism in Eukaryota, Ichthyosporea, Ichthyophonida. The transcript has a single exon. The record is from RefSeq and is a predicted model, not a curated record. The coding region runs from base 1 to 798 and encodes 265 amino acids.
AUGCCAUCACUUCGUCAAAGUAGACGUCAAAAGCAGCUGGCACCAGAAUCUAGGGGACGUAAGGACUUGGAACCAUGUCGUGCUAAGCGCCCGGAAUCAAGCCAAGGUGCACUCCACGAGGAAUUCGAAUCAUCUAUCGUGAAGGGGAGAUCGGGUACACGGACAGACGCAGCAUUCCACGCAAAUAAGGAGAUCCUACGACAGGCGUUUCUGUCGAGUCAGCAACAGCCGAACACCUCACCUGUAUCACCACAGGACGGACUGGUACAAGAGGAGACACCGAGCAGCAGACUCAGGGAGGCAAGUCAGGAAAUCGAUCGCCGGACAACUAUGAAGGCACGCCCACUGAAACGACCGAAACAAUGUCGUCAACAGUCGAAGCAAGAUAAAGAUCGACAGUCAACAGCCCAACAGUUGAUGAGGCAGCAACGGGAGCUACUAGAGAAGUAUGAACAACGGUUGAACCAGCUGCAACCAAGGGAAUCGUCGGAAGAUGAGACUUUAUCAUUUACGAUCGCAGGCCAAGGAGCUGAGCGUCCGGGGAUAGGAUAUCAGUCUCCUAUAGUAGUCUCGGAUAAUGAGCCAUCAACUUCUCCGAAGGAAAUCCCACAUUUUCCGGAAUUUAUUCCUGGACAGCCACGAGCAGCAGGAGAUCCUCAUGGUCAGGAAGCCUUGACGAGCCGACGGGCACGUUUGGGAGGCUCAUUUCAGACGCAGCGACAGAAUAUACAGUUUGUACGUGAGGCCCUGAAUGAAUCACCUAUCACGCAGACGCUGACACCAUCGCCUAGUAAGUAG